UCCCCCCGCGUAUUACUACCGGCCAGGGUACGGCCUCGGGACGAACAAGUGGCUUAUAUACCUCAUGGGCGGGCGCUGGUGCCUCUCCCCCAGUCAGUGUCGCCUUCGGGCUGACACAGACCUGGGCUCCACCAAGGGCUGGCCCAGGCCGGGGGAUCCGGGAUUCGAGACCAACCUUGACAGCAUGGGGGCGGGGUUUCAGGGCAUGCUGAGCGGUGAUUCGUCGGAGAACCCGCUCUUCUAUUCCUGGAACACGGUGGUCGUGCUGUAUUGCGACGGGGGUGUAUUCGCCGGGGUGAAGGGGAAAAUGCUCUACGACCACUCUCAACCGUACUAUCUCUCCGGACGACCGAUUCUGAACUCGAUUCUGGGAGAUCUCAACAACAAGGGCAUGCAGCGAGCGGAUUCCGUCCUCCUUACAGGCUGCUCUGCUGGCGCUAUAGCUGUGUCCAUGGCAUGUGAUGCCAUGGCUCAGUUCCACUUCCCUCGCACCGCCAAAGUCAAAUGCCUCAUGGACGCUGGCUUCUUCAUGGACACCCCUGACAUCAGCGGGCAGUACAGCUUUCGAGGCAUCGUGCUGCUGACGACGACUGUCGUACGG
Molecule: messenger RNA, 601 nt
Organism: Closterium sp. Naga37s-1
Lineage: Eukaryota; Viridiplantae; Streptophyta; Zygnematophyceae; Desmidiales; Closteriaceae
Source: the annotation of a GenBank genome assembly